AUGGAGCAUCGCCUGUCAGUGUCAUUCGCUCAAUGACACAAUGUGAUGCAUUGUCUCCGUGAUAGACAUGUAUAAUAAGGGGAAAAAUGCACUUCUUAAUUCCCUCCUUGCUGCAUCCCUCACAGGCACAGCAUUAGAGACACGUUCACCACACUUUCCCCCUAAAUUACAUUCCCUCCUUUGCUGCAUACAUCAAUGCAUUUGAGAGAUACAUCACAUUCACCCCCAUGGUGUACCAGGCUGCAAACCCUAUCUGUCAGGUCAUCUCUGCUUGUCUGGUUCCUAAUGGGUCUGACUUUCACGGUUUCCCCCUCUGGUGUGCUUUGCUUACAGGUCCAUUCAUAUUGUUGCGCUGGGCAGCGAGUCCCCCGGGGGAGUGGGGCCCGGGGAAGAGGCCAUGGGUCAGGGCCAGCUCCAGGGGGGCCUGCUGUGGAGCUACUUGGGCCAUGGAGCCGUGGCUGGAGGACCUGAGGAGAGCAGUCUGUCCAACCCGGCCUUCAUGGAGUACACAUCCCGUGUGUUCGGAGACGUCACUGUGGUGGUGCAGGACUGCCCUAGCUGGGUGUGUGUGUGUGUGUGUGUGUGUGGUGAGUCACAGGGUUGUUAUGUAGGUUUGGCCCUGGAGCUGUUAGGGUGGGUGAGUGUGUGGGGGGCUGUGAUAGAGUAAAGGGAAGGGAGGCUGGAAAAGGGGCAGUACAAGAAAGAGGGUUAGAGAGUGAUGCAAGUGAGACCAAACGACGUGCACAGUUCUGUAUGGUGAUAAGAAAGGAUUGAGAGUUAAAACAGACAAGUAGGAAGACAAGGACAUCCUAAUAAAUGUUGUCCUCCCCCCCCCCCCCCCCCCUUUUUUUUUUUUAAAGGAACUCAUUAUGGCUUUCAACUUACUCUUGAAAAUUGUAAUAGUAGAAUGCACAAGGUGCAAUUUUUCGAAAUUGGGUAGUGCGUCAUCAGUUUUUCUCUUGUCAUUUGCAUUUUAGUCAUUUAGUAGACACUCUUAUCCAGAGCGACUUACAGUUAGUGCGUUCAUCUUAAAAUAGCUAGGUGGGACAACCACAUAUCACAGGCAUAUUAAGUACACUUUUCCUCAAUAAAGUAGCUAUCAGCAAAGUCAGAGCUAGAGGGGGGUGGAAGAGUCAAGUGCAAGUGUUGGCUCAGGAAUAUGUCAAACCUUCUAUUCAGUCAAUACCUCAUGUUGUGUUUAGUGGGUUUAAAUUAUUAUUACCUCACUCUGUCGUCUGGAAAAGAUGGCGUCCAGCCAAAUGAAACUAACCAUACUCCAAACCUACAAUAGGAUACGCACCACAGUCUGAACGAUACGAUACACACCACACAGUCUGAACGAUAUGAUACACACCACACAGUCGGAGUGAUACGAUACACACCACACAGUCUGAGUGAUACGAUACACACCACACAGUCUGAACAAUACGAUACACACCACACAGUCUGAGCGAUACGAUACACACCACACAGUCUGAGCGAUACGAUACACACCACACAGUCUGAAUGAUACACUGUUGAUACACACCACACAGUCUGAAUGAUACACUGUUGGUACACAUGACAGCUGGUUCCACCAUUGGGGUGCCAGGACAGAGAAGAGCAUGGACUGGGCUGAGUGGGAGCUGCCCUCCCAUAGGGGUGGGAGGGCCAAGAGACCAGAGGUCGCAGAACGGAGUCCUCGGGUUGGGAUAUAGGGUUUGAGGGUGUAGAGGCAGUUGCUGCUCCAUAGGCAAGCACCAUAGUCUUGUAUUGGAUGCAAGCUUCAACUGGAAGCCAGUGGAGUGUGAGGAGGAGCGGGGUGACAUGGGAGAACUUGGGAAGGUUGAAAAGCAGGUGGGCUGCUGUGUUCUGGAUAAAUUGCAGGGGUUUGAUGGCACAAGCGGGGAGCCCAGCCAACAGCGAGUGGCAGAAGUCCAGACCGGAGAUGACAAGUGCCUGGAUUAGGAACUGCACCACUUCCUGUGUGAGGUAGGGUCGUACUCUACGGAUGUUGUAGAGCAUGAACCUGCAGCAGUGAGUCACUGCUUUGAUGUUUGAAGAGAACGACAGGGUGUUGUCCAGGGUCACGCCAAGGUUCUUUGCACUCUGGAAGGGCGACACUGUGGAGUUGGCAACUGUGAUGGAGAAGUCUUUGAGCAGGCAGGCCUUCCCUGGGAGGAAGAGCAGCUCCAUUUUGUCAAGGUUGAGCUUGAGGUGGUGGGCUAACAUCCAAGCUGAGAUAUCUGCCAGGCACGCAGAGAUGCGUAUCUCCACCUGGGUGUCAGAAGGGGGGAAGGAGAAAAGUAGUUGAGUGUCAUCUGCAUAGCAAUGAUAGGAGAGACCACGUGAGGAUAUGACGGAGCCGAGUGACUUGGUGUAUAGAGAGAAGAGGAGAGGGCCUAGAACCGAGCCCUGGGGGACACCAGUAGUGAGAGUACGUGGUGCAGACACAGAUCCUCUCCACGUCACCUGGUAGGAGCGGCCUGCCAGGUAGGAUGCAAUCGAAGAGUGUACAGAGCCUGAGACGCCCAGCCAUGAGAGGGUGGAGAGGAGGAUCUGAUGGUCCACAGUGUCGAAGGCAGCGGAUAGAUCUAGGAGGAUGAGGACAGAGCGUCAGCUUUGGCAGUGAGGAGAGACUCUGUGACACAGAGAAGAGCAGUCUCGGUUGUGUGACCCGUUUUGAAGCCUGACUGGUUAGGGUCAAGAAUAUCAUUCUGAGAGCGAUAACGAGAGAGUUGAUCAGAGACAGCACGCUCAAGUGUUUUGGAAAGAAAAGAAAGAAGGGAUACAUGUCUAUAGUUUUUGACGUCAGAUGAGUCGACUGUUGGUUACUUGAGGAGGGGAGUGACUCGGGCCAGAGGGGAUGCAGCCAGUGUAAGAGGGGAUGCAGCCAGUGGUCAGGGAUGAGUUGAUGAGGGAAGUGAGAAGAUCUCCAUAGAUGGUCUGUAGAAGGAAGGGGGGUUGGGGUCGAGCGGGCAGAUUGUCGGGCGGCCAGACCUCACCAGUCACAGGAUUUCGUCUGGAGAGAGAGGGCAGAAAGAGAUCAAGGCGUACGGUAGUUCUGUGUGACUGGGACCAGUGGACUCAAUAGGCUGAGUGAAUGAGGAGCGGAUGUCGUCAACCUUCUUUUCAAAGUGGAUGACAAAGUCGUCCACAAAGAGGGAGGAGGGAGGGGGUGGAGGAUUAAGGAGGGAGGAGAAGGUAGAAAAUAGUUUCCUAGGGUUAGAGGCAGAACCUUGACAUUUAGAGUGAUAGAAAGUGGCUUUAGCAGCAGAUACAUAGGAAGAGAAGGUAGAGAGGAGGGAGGGAAAAUAUGAUUGGUCCUCUGGAAGUUUAGUUUUCCUAAAUUUUCGCUCAGCUGCCCGCAGCCUUGUCCUGUAAGCGCGCAAUGAGUCACUCAACCAUGGAGCAGGAGGAGAGGGCCGAGCCGGCCGGGAGGAAAGGGGACAGUGCGAGUCAUAGGAUGCGGAAAGGGAGGAGAGUAGGGUCGAAGAGGCAGAAUCCGGAGACAGGAGGGAGAAGGAUUUAGCAGAAGGGAGAGUUGAUAGGAGAGAAGAGGAGAGAGUAGUGGGAGAGAGAGAGCGAAGAUUGUGACGGCGCAUGACCAUCUGGGUAGAGGCUGAGUGGCUAGGGUUGGAGAAAGGGAGACAGAAAUGGAAACAAAGUAGUGAUCAGAGACCUGGAGGGGGGUUGCAGUGAGAUUAGUAGGAGAACAGACUCUAGUAAAGAUGAGGUCAAGCGUAUUGCCUGCUUUGUGAGUUGGAGGGGAUUGGGAAAGGCUGAGAUCAAAAGAGGCAAGGAGGGCAAAGAGAGAGUUGGAAAGAAAUUGGGAAACGUUGUGAGGUUGAUGUCUUCAAGUACGAAGAGCCAUCGUUAGGAAAUUAGUUUAUCAAGGUGUCAAGCUCAUUGAGGAACUCUCCAAGGGCACAGAUUACAUAGAUUACAACAAUGUUAAACUUGAGUGGACAAGUGACAGUGACAGCAUGGAAUUCAAAUGAGGAGAUGGACAGGUGAGAGAGGGAGAAAAUAGAAAAUGUCCAGUUGGAGAAAUUAGUAAUCCUGUGCCACCACCGCGACGACCAGAUGCUCUUGGUCUAUGAGAGAAAACGUAGUCGGAUGAAGAGAGAGCAGCUGGAGUAGCAGUGUUCUCUGGGAUCAUCCAUGUCUCCGUCAGGGCCAAAAAGUCAAGGGACUGGAGGGCAGCAUAGGCUGAGAUGAACUCUGCGUUCUUGACUGCAGAUCGGCAGUUCCAAACACUGCCAAAGACCCAGAACUCCACAUGGGUUGUGCGCACAGGGUACACUAAAUUUACACUGAACUAAAAUAUAAACGCAACAUGUAAAGUGUUGGUCCCAUGUUUCAUGAGCUGAAAUAAAAGAUCCCAGAAAUGUUCCAUAUGCACAGAAAGCUUAUUUCUCUCAAAUUUUGUGCACAAAUUGUUUACAUCCGUGUUAGUGAGCAUUUCUCCUUUGCCAAGAUAAUCCAUCCACCUGACAGGUGCGGCAUAUCAAGAAGCUGAUUAAACAGCAUGGUCAUUACACAGGUGCACCUUGUGCUGGGGUCAAUAAAAGGCCACUCUAAAAUGUGCAGUUUUGUCACACAACACAAUGCCACAGAUGUUUCAAGUUGAGGGAGCAUGCAAUUGGCAUGCUGACUGCAGGAAUGUCCACCAGAGCUGUUGCCAGAAAAUUGAACGUUAGUUUCUCUACUAUAUGCCACCUACAACGUCGUUUUAGAGAAUUUGGCCGCCUCACAACCGCAGACCACGUGUAUGGCGUCGUCUGGGAGCGAGCGGUUUGCUGAUGUCAACGUUGUGAACAGAGUGCCCCAUGGUGCCGGUGUGGUUAUGGUAUGGGCAGGCAUAAUCUACGGACAACGAACACAAUUGCAUUUUAUCGAUGGCAAUUUGAAUGCACAGAGGCUCAUUGUGACCAACAGGUGCAUAUCUGUAUUCCCAGUCAUAUGAAAUUCUUAGAUUAGGGCCUAAAGAAUUGAUUUCAAUUGACUGAAUUCCUCAUAUGAACUGUAACUCAGUAAAAUCUUAGAAAUUGUUGCAUGUUGUGUUUAUAUUUUUGUUAAGUAUAGAAGGGUUGCAGCCAAGGGCUGGGGAGCGUCUGUAAAGCCUACAGGGAGAGGAGCGAACAGGUAUAGAGAAAAUACACAUAGUUGACAAAGCCACAAAAGAGCAAAAGGAGAUCAUCAGAAAAUACACUAUAUAUACACAAAAGUAUGUGGACACCCCUUCAAAUUAGUGGAUUCGGGUAUUUCAGCCACACCCAAUGCUAACAGGUGUAUAAAAUCGAGCACACAGCCAUGCUAUCUCCAUAGACAAACAUUGGCAGUAGAAUGGCCCGUACUGAAGAGCUCAGUGACUUUCAACGUGGCACCGUCAUAGGAUGCCACCUUUACAUCAAGUCAGUUCUUCAAAUUUGUGCUGCCCGCUUAUUGUGAAGUGGAAACGUCUAGGAGCAACAACAGCUCAGCCACAAAGUGGUAUGCCACACAAGCUCACAGAACGGGACCGCCGAGUGCUGAAGUGCGUAGCACGUAAAAAUCGUCUAUACUCGGUUGCAACACUCACUACCGAGUUCCAAACUUCCUCUGGCAGCAACGUCAGCACAAUACCUGUUCGUCGGGAGCUUCAUGAAAUGGGUUUCCAUGGCCGAGCUGCCGCACACAAGCCUAAGAUCACCAUGCACAAUGCCAAGCGUCGGCUGGAGUGGUGUAAAGCUCACCGCCAUUGGACUCUGGAGCAGUGGAAAUUAAUUAUCUGGAGUGAUGAAUCACGCUUCACCAUCUGGCAGUCCGACGGACUAAUCUGGGUUUGGCGGAUGCCAAGACAACACCGAAUGCUUAGUGCCAACUGUAAAGUUUGGUGGAGGAGGAAUAAUGGUCUGGAGCUGUUUUUCAUGGUUCGGUCUAGGCCCUUAGUUCCAGUGAACGGAAAUCUUAACGCUACAGCAUACAAUGAAAUUCUAGACAAUUCUGUGCUUCCAACUUUGUGGCAACAGUUUGGGGAAGGUCCUUUCCUGUUUCAGCAUGACAAUGCCCCCGUGCACAAAGCGAGGUCCAAACAGAAAUGGUUUGUCUAGAUCGGUGUGGAAGAACUUGACUGGCCUGCACAGAGCCCUGACCUCAAUCCCAUCAAACUCCUUUGGAAUGAAUUGUAACGCAGACUGCGAGCCAGGCCUAAUCGCCCAACAUCAGUGCCCAACCUCACUAAUGCUCUUGCGGCUGAAUGGAAGCAAGUUCCUGCAUUAAUGUUCCAACAUCUAGUGGAAAGCCUUCCCAGAAGAGUGGAGGCUGUUAUAGCAGCAAAGGGGGGACCAACUCCAUAUUAAUGCCCAUGAUUUUGGAAUGAGAUGUUCGACAAGCAGGUGUCCACAUACUUUUGGUCAUGUAGUGUAACUAGGUAAGAUAAGUGAGAGAGUGGUGUGGAGCCUUCCUCUCUUUCCUUCCUCAAAUAACUCCACUUGAACAGUCUUUGUUUUGCCGACGAGACCACCACUUACACCUGCUGCUGAGAAACCAGACUGAAUUACUAACACUAAUUGCUAAUUGCCUAGCAGAGGUGAAGAGCACACCUCCCUGUACUAAUUGCUGAUUGCCUAGGAGAGGAGAAACCACUCCCCCUCCAAUACAGCAACUGGUUACCAAAACAAGUAACAAAUUGCACUACCCCUUAAUCUUGGUUGAUGUGUCAACAAUCAUCUGCAAGUUAUGAGCCUUCAGCAGUUCACACACCAAGUAGGCUACUGGGAAGACAGGCAGCACUUAAAGUAGAUGGCCCUAGCUAGCAAAAAGACAGUACUAAACAACCACAGAUAAAGACAGAAAAUAUACUUAUCACUCCUGGAGAUAUCAGGUGUCCUAUAGAAUGAAGCACCUUAGAGAGCUAUUUACAACUUGUCAGAAAUAUCCAGAUCAACUAGGGCGGCAGGUAGCUUAGUGGGUAAGAGCGUUGUGCUAGGUGAAAAAUCUGUCGAUGUGCCCUUAAGCAAGGCACUUAACCCUAAUUGCUCAUGUAAGUCGCUCUGGAUAAGAGCGUCUGCUAAAUUACUAAAACAUUUUUUAAAUUUAACUAGGCCAUGUCAGCUACGUUUUUUUGCUAGGUUUUGUAGCCCAUAGAUUUUGUAGUAAUGUUCAAGUCACUCAAAUAUCACAUGAAUACACAUUAGACAUGGUAAAAUGUAUAGAUUAGUUUUAAAACUGCAAAAUGUUCUCUGCACCCCAUGACAAAAUGUGUAGAAUGGCUGGAAAUAAGCUGAGCUUUGUCUUCUCCACAACGGUGGCUAAUCUUUUCCCUUUCAGGAUAGAUUUGAUUAGUGGAGACAGACGGAGGUUAUCAGGGGCCAAGCCAGUCCAAUAAGCAGGCAGGGAAGAAAGGCCUUUGUUUUGUCCCAAGACCAUUGUCAUCAUAAAGGAGUUAGUGAGUCACUCUGCAAGCCACCGUUGGUGUUUGUUUACCCGGCUAGCUUGAUUUUGACACGUGUUCUUGAGAUGCAACCGCAUUUUGAAUUCCAAAACGGUUUUCAGCAAGGGCAGUGUAACAAAUCUAACCACUUCUUCUCUGAGGGCGUAGAUGAGAUAGUAUGUAAUUUAGCAUACCACAGCUACUUUUACUAUUUUCAAUCUUUUUCCGGUAUAAAACCUUUAGGGCCUGUUUGGUUUAGGCCAGACCUGGGUUCAAAUACUAUUUGAAAUCUCUUAAAUAUGUGAGCGUUGGCUUUAGCCUGCCUGGAGUACCAGAUGGGUGGGGUAUAACUUUUUGAGGCCACUCUAUUGGUUCCUUUAAGACAGGCAAACUGAAUCAAGCACAACUAAAUAGUACUUGAACCCAGGUCUGAUAGCGAGUCUCAAUUUGCAUUUAUUUUUAGUCCAGGAUGAGGCUUAAUCUGGGUCCGGGAAAUGGCCCCUGUAAUGUUCAUGCAUUCCUAAUGAGAUUGGUGUGUGUGUGUGGACAGGAUCUGUUGGACAGUGACUGGACUGGCGUGCGGAGCGUUCUAGAACAGGCUGACAUCCUGGUCAUCAAGUACUCGGUCAACGACAAGCUGGCCUUCCAGCAAGUGCGCAACGGAUACGCCCCUAGACUCCGCCCCCUCCUACACCACUGGGGCAUGCCUGUCAUUCUGGUUGCCGUGGGCGCCCGCCUAAAUGGUGAGAUAACAUUGGUCUAUCCUUGACCACAACACCAUUUUGUCCUGUUGUGAAGUGUUGUCUGCUUGUGCUGUAAUUUGUAUUGCCGUGUACUUACCACAUGCCAGGUCAUCAUCAUUGACCUGCCUGGUUAAAUAAAGAUGACAUUUUGUAUGGUUAAAUAAAGAUGACAUUUUGUAUAAUGAGUCGAGUGGGGAAGUUUUGCUCGGCAGUCUUACAAUCCACUGCAGUCAAUGGUUGCCUCAUAGCACUUAUAGAAACACUGACAUUGAUUGGAUAUGAGGCUUCUCACACCAGUCAUAAUAGGUUAUGGCUUCCAACCAUGUUAAUGCCAUCUGACAUAACUCUGUUACGAUGCAAUAAACUGAAACUCAACUAAUAUAAUCCAAAAAUCUAAUCUUUAGCAUUUUGUGUCUUUUGGAAAUAUGACUACAUUACAUACUGUAGGAGCAGAGGAAAUGGCUGAAGGAGUGGAUUUGUCUUUUCAGUUAAGAGGAUGAUUCUCAUUUUAUGAUUACAUCUCAAACAGGCCCCAGGCUUUUGCAUUUAAGUAAUGUGUCUUCAUGGCUAAAACAACAAACAAACCAAGCAUAAUCUAGUGCAAGAAAGAAGUAGGCAAUGUCCAAACCCUGACACACACACACGCACGCACACACACACACACACACAUGCUUUGAGUGGUACAGUGAACCUGGUAUUGCCCAGGUCAGUGGUGUUAAACUAGCAAAGUAUUAACCAUCAUCAUGUCUGUGCUUCUGUGUGUCACCAUCUUUUUUAUUUCAGUGGUGUAAACAAAUACACCACAUUCAUGAUGGGUUAUUUUUAGCUCUGUGAGAUACUUUAAGAUCUUGCCAGAGCUUCAUUGCAAGAUGAUAAUAGUAUUUGUUAACUCUUUGGUGGUGAGAGAGGGGGCUUGUGGGAUAGUGGUGGAUCUGACACUAUGUUUUUGUAUUUUUUUGUCAUUGCUUUAUUGUCUGUGCUAAAGCUAUCCCCAAAUGAAUGUGGCUGAUGACAGCUGUGUGCAGUUGUGUUUCCUGUUGCCUUGGUUAGGUGACCUAGGGCAAAAUCAUUGCAGCACAUGUCCCGUACACACACACACGCAAGCACACACACGCACGGAAACAAACACACACACACACACACACACACACACAAACGCACCACAGACAGUGUCUACCUUUCUCUCUAUGACUGCAGUUUUAUUAGCAGAGUGAUUUAUUCCUUGCAUUUGGCACUGAGCAGACCGCCCCACUCUGUCUCUCUCUCUGGCUCCUUCGCCACAUCUUUUUACUUCUCCCUACAUUUCCCUCUUAAACGUAAUCCAGUGUCCACAGACGCAGAGACGCGAUAAUCCGGCGUCCCAUUGUGACAUAGCUGCGUGGCUCUGAGACCACCAUCCGCUGGGGACUCAAAGCCCAACCGCACACCUCCCCAAAAUUCCCAACCAACGUGCCUCUGCGUACAUGUCCUCUAUUCAUUUGAAUGGGGUGACGAUUGGCGAAAUUGCUUGAGCCACGCUGAGAAUUCGAAAAGUAUGAACAGUCCAAUAUUCUAGAACACUGCUGUGUGUACACACAUUUUGGAUUCUGAUAGAUACUGAAUUAUUUCUUCAUAUUCUCGCUUUCUGACUUGGUUUCUCUGCAUGUAGGCUACAGAAUGCGUAUGCAGGGUAUGCCUAUGCAUGCAUUGUAAAUCUAUCUGAAUGUCAGUAUGUGGUUAUAUCUAUGGUGGAUAAAAUAUAAUUUUGAGAUGUUCUGCUGGAAGUUUUGUGGGUGAGACCAUGUUUUUGUGCACUGAGUGUGUGUACGUCACAGGAGGUUGGUGGCACCUUAAUUGGGGAGGACGGGCUUCUGGAAAUGGCUGGAGUGGAAUAGUGGAAUGGUAUCAAAUACAUCAAACACAUGGUGUCCAUGUGCCAUUCCUUUCGCUUUGUUCCGGCCAUAAUUAUGAGCCGUCCUCCCUUCAGCAGCCUCCUGUGGUGUACGUUUAGAGGAGGUAUAUUUAAUCCUGUCUCACUCACCUCUCCUGUCCCCUCACUGUCUAGAUGAGGGGCCCCCCUGCACAUGCCCCCUAUGUGCAUCAGACUGGAGCAGCUGUGUCCCCCACAGCGAGGGCCUGCAGCUCUCUAGGGACCUGGGGGCCACUUAUCUGGAGCUACCCUCCCUCAACCAUGUCUUUGUGAGCCGCUACUUUGGCAGCGUGGUGAGUGUCAGCAUCUGCCAGUUAUGAACGGAUCAUUGUUUGAUGGUGUGAUUUAUGACUGGUGUGUAAUCUAUGUUAUCAUUCAUCAUUGAUGAUGUAGAUCAGGGAUGCAACUCCAGUCCUCAGGGGCCUGAUUGGUGUCACACCUUUGUCCCAGCCAAAGCUAACACACCUGACUCCAUUAAUCAACUAAUCAUAUGAUCUUCAGUAUAGAAUGCAAUUAGUUUAAUCAUCUGUGUUUGUUAGGGAUCAGGAAACAGUGUGACACCAUUCCGGCCCCUGAGUACUGGAUUUGCUCAUCCCUGAUGUAGAUGGCAGAAUGUUAUGUUAUUGGCCAUAGUGCUAGUGGAGAUAAGAAUGGGACUGCCUGCUGUGUUUCAAUUAUGUCACAAUUUUAUCUUGGUGUGUAUGUUUAUGCUAACUAGGGUGUGUUUGUGUAUGUAUUCAGCUGGAGUACUUCAUGAUUCAAUGUUUGAAGCAGAAGGCCAACGAGCGUCCAGAAAAGAGGCGGGGCAACAAGCUGAAUGAGCCCCGCCCCCCUCAUCUGGAACAACCAGGUGAGAGACUGUAAUACUAGAAGAGGGGCACCUUUAAAUCAGUUCUAUGUGUCUAUUAUAUCAACUUUACUUGUGGUGUUCCUCAGGGUUUAAUUCUCAACCCUUUCUUGUUCUCACUGCACAUGCUACUGUUGUUAUAAACAUGCUACUAGAUGUUUAGAAUUAUAUUUUACUAUUUCUUCUCAUAAUCACCCAACCGUAUGCGACUACAUUUUAACCAAUCAAUUACACAGUUGGGUGUUUUAACCAAAUGUAUAGUAGACACAGAAUAGUCAAAUUACAACAUUUCUACAACUGGUCCAAUAUAAUAGAUGCCUUACUUUUGGGGGAUUUAUUUUGCAUGGAUUCAAGGUCUGUGAGAUCUGAAAUGAGAAUACCAGGACUAUUUUUAGCUCAUGAGAUUAAUUUGGAAUUAUGAAAAGAGAGCAAUUGCGCACAUCCAAACAUGCCAGAGGAGUUAAACAAAUUAUUUGGGAGUUUCCCGCCCCCAAAUGGGAUUUUCGACUGAAGCUUAGUGAUAAUACAUCAAUACACAGGUGACCUGACGAAGAUCAUAUAAUGUUGGUUGAAACAUUGUUGAAACGUUGUCGCUGUAUCUUAAGCUUCAAUAGAAGAUCACAUUUUGGGAGUAGCAAACUGUGAGUGGACAUUUGCUUCCUUUUCUCAAUAUAGAACACAAACUUUCAUUGCUUUAUCAAAGUUUAGAAUGAUCUGUUAAUCAGCCCCUCACCCUAUAGUGUUCAUUCUUUGUUUGUUUAUUCCUGUAAAUGUGUAGUACAAAUACUACACCUAUCUGUGUUCAUGUACAGAGCACACGGCUAAGCUACAGUAAACAUACUAAAUAUAGCAUCCUUGCCAUUUAGCCACUAUGUCUGAUGAACUUUGACUUGGUGAUUGACAGUGAAGAGCAGCACUGCCAAAGUAGGUGGGUGGAUGGGCUGGCUGGCUUGCCUGGGGCCCGUCCAACUCUACUUAACUCUCUCUCUGUGUAGUGCAACAUCCAUUAAAUAUGAAGUGCAUUGAUUCCUGGACAACCUUUCCUGUAUACCAGGGCAAAACUGAGUGGCAAUAAAAAAAGUGAUGAGGUGCACAAGGGUGCAGCGUGGAAUAAGCAUAAAUAGGAUUAUAAUAGGACAUUGAUUUACCUUAACACUGGGAACCCCCUAAUCUGUCUCUCGCUCUGUUUACCUUCUACUUAAUACUCUGCUUUUCCCUCAUCCCUCAUUCCCACGCCCAACUCCCUAAACUAACUGUCUGAUGAUCUUUCUGUUCUCCCUCCCUCUCUAUAUUUCUCUCAUUAAUCCUUUGUUCUUCCACCCCCUCUUUCAACCCCUUUCCCUCCAUUAUCUCUCUCUCUGAGCCGCAUACUUAAUGAUGUUGACACUAACUCUCAUUUUCCCUCUAUGCUUUUACUCUCUUUGCUCUCAUUCCGACACUCAUCUCAUCUCUUCCCUUUUCACCCCUGACUCCCCCUCCCCUGAACCCAUCCUUCACUCCAUCCCUCCAGCACGUCUUCCCCCCAUCCGAGUGGAGGAGUCCAGCUUCUCUCAGGACCUACAGUGGCUGCUGGAGCGCGGCGUCCAGUUUGCCGAUGUAGCCUUCUACUCUGGGGACUCUGGGAAGGAGCUGGGCUGGGGGCACGCCGCCGUGCUCUGUGCUGUCAGCCCCUACUUCAGACAGCUGCUGCUGGGGCCCAAGGCCAGUGAGAGACCCAUCUCGCGCUGCGCCUGCCGGGGGGACGGCCGGGGAGACAUGGGACCCCCAUCACUGCUCUCCACCUGGGAUGGGGGUAUGGGCAUGGAGGACGGGUCGCGGCCCGAUGGGCAUCUGGCCGGACGGAUAUCACGCCUGGUGGUGAAGGACCCGCUGCUGUGCCUGUGCCUGUGGGAGACACUCAUGUUCCUCUACCGAGGUAAACGACUGGUUCAAGUGCUGUUCGCUUUGAAACAAGCUUCAAUUUAAAAGUUACUGGAAAAAAAAUUACGUUGCAAUUGCUUUAAGCAUGUGGAGCAGAGAUAGAGAGCGAGGCUGUAGCUAAGUGAGAUAAUGUUGUCUUCUUUUACAAUGAAUCAUUUACCAUCGCUGUAUGAAACCUACUGUUACGACUAUCUGCAGUCUCCAUUAUGUGUGUUUCAAAUAAAAUACAAUUUUAUUUGUCACGUGCCGAAUACAACAAGUGUAUACUUUACUGUGAAAUGCUUACUUACGAGCCAUUUCCCAACAAUGCAGUUAAAAAGAAAGAAAAUUAGCAAAUAGAUAAAAAUAAUAUAGUAAAAUAAUAGAAUACACAAUAAAAUAACAAUAAUGAGGCUAUAUACAGGCUGUAUACAAGGAGUACUGGUACCGAGUCAGUGUACUGGGGUACAAGGUAGUUGGGUGAUUGAUUGAGGUUAUAUGUACAUGUAGGUUUGGUUAGGUGAUUGAUUGAAGUACUAUGUACAUGUACACUAUAUAUACAAAAGUAUGUGGACACCCCUUCAAAUUAGUGGAUUUGGCUAUUUCAGCCACACCCGUUGCUGACAGGUGUAUAAAACUGAGCACACAGCCAUGCAAUCUCCACAGACAAACACUGACAGUAGAAUGGCCUUACUGAAGAGCUCAGUGACUUUCAACGAAGCACCGUCAUAGGAUGCCACCUUUCCAACAAGUCAGUUCCUCAAGUUUCUGCCCUGCUAGAGCUGCCCCAGUCAACUGUAAGUGCUGUUAUUGUGAAGUGGAAACGUCUAGGAGCAACAACGGCUCAGCCACGAAGUGGUAGGCCACACAAGCUCACAGAAUGGGACCGCUGAGUGCUGAAGCACGUAGUGUGUAAAAAUGGUCUGUCCUCAGUUGCAUCACUCACUACCGAGUUCCAAACUGUCUCUGGAAGCAACGUCAGCACAAUAACUGUUCGUCGGGAGCUUCAUGAAAUGGGUUUCAUGGCCGAGCAGCCGCAUACAAGCCUGAGAUCACCAUGCGCAAUGCCAAGCAUCGGCUGGAGUGGUGUAAAGCUCGCCGCCAUUGGACUCUGGAGCAGUGGAAACGCGUUCUCUGGCGUGAUGAAUCAUGCUUCACCAUCUGGCAGUCUGACGGACAAAUCUCCCUGUGCCCAAGAAAGCGAAGGUAACCUGCCUAAAUGACUACCGCCCCGUAACGUUCACGUCGGUAGCCAUGAAGUGCUUUGAAAGGCUGGUUAUGGCUCACAUCAACACCAUCAUCCCAGAAAUCCUAGACCCACUCCAAUUCGCAUACCGCCCCAACAGAUCCACAGAUGACGCAAUCUCAAUCGCACUCCACACUGCCCUUUCCCACCUGGACAAAAGGAACACCUAUGUGAGAAUGCUGUUCAUUGUCUACAGCUCAGCAUUCAACACCAUAGUGCCCACAAAGCUUAUCACUAAGCUAAGGACCCUGGGACUAAACAACUGUCAAGUUUUCCAAAAACUCUGUUAAAUAUCUACUCUGAAUGUAUAAAUAAUGUGUAACAGUUGUGAAUGUGAGUAGUGGAAAUGUCUCAGCGUGUGCAGUGCACUUUCUCAGCAGCAGUGACUUUGGCUCUGUGAUAAGAAAUUACCUUUACAUUUCUAGCCGCAAUCUGUAACGCUUCAGCGAAACAGAUUGAAUAGAGCCCUUAGUGUUUGUGUUGUAGCCUAUACGUAUAUUAGUAUUAGCGUCUAUAUAGUUUAUUUGAGUCUGUUUCUGUGAUAUGAGUAUUAUACACUGCUCAAAAAAAUAAAGGGAACACUUAAACAACACAAUGUAACUCCAAGUCAGUCACACUUCUGUGAAAUCAAACUGUCCACUUAGGAAGCAACACUGAUUGACAAUACAUUUCACAUGCUGUUGUGCAAUUGGAAUAGACGACAGGUGGAAAUUAUAGGCAAUUAGCAAGACACCCCCAAUAAAGAAGUGGUUCUGCAGGUGGUGACCACAGACCACUUCUCAGUUCCUAUGCUUCCUGGCUGAUGUUUUGGUCACUUUUGAAUGCUGGCGGUGCUUUCACUCUAGUGGUAGCAUGAGACGGAGUCUACAACCCACACAAGUGGCUCAGGUAGUGCAGCUCAUCCAGGAUGGCACAUCAAUGCGAGCUGUGGCAAGAAGAUUUGCUGUGUCUGUCAGCGUAGUGUCCAGAGCAUGGAGGCGCUACCAGGAGACAGGCCAGUACAUCAGGAGACGUGGAGGAGGCCGUAGAAACAGACUCCAUGAGGGUGGUAUGAGGGCCCAACAUCCACAUUCUUAAAAUAAAGUGGUGAUCCUAGCUGACCUAAGACAGGGAAUUUUUACUAGGACUAAAUGUCAGGAAUUGUGAAAAACUGAGUUUAAAUGUAUUUGGCUAAGGUGUAUGUAAAUUUACGACUUCAACUGUAUAUAUGAUUAUCAUAGAGGUUCUAUGGUAUAAAUAUAUAUACACUAUUGGUCAAAAGUUUUAGAACACCUACUCAUUCAAGGGUUUUUCAAUCAAUUUUCAAUUUUAUUUUAUAUAGCCCUUCGUACAUCAGCUAAUAUCUCGAAGUGCUGUACAGAAACCCAGCCUAAAACCCCAAACAGCUAGUAAUGCAGGUGUAGAAGCACGGUGGCUAGGAAAAACUCCCUAGAAAGGCCAAAACCUAGGAAGAAACCUAGAGAGGAACCAGGCUAUGAGGGGUGGCCAGUCCUCUUCUGGCUGUGCCGGGUGGAGGUUAUAACAGAACCAUGCCAAGAUGUUCAAAAAUGUUCAUAAGUGACAAGCAUGGUCAAAUAAUAAUCAGGAAUAAAUCUCAGUUGGCUUUUCAUAGCCGAUCAUUAAGAGUUGAAAACAGCAGGUCUGGGACAGGUAGGGGUUCCAUAACCGCAGGCCGAACAGUUGAAACUGGAAUAGCAGCAAGGCCAGGCGGACUGGGGACAGCAAGGUGUCAGCAUGCCCGGUAGUCCUGACGUAUGGUCCUAGGGCUCAGGUUCUCAGAGAGAAAGAGAGAACGAGAGAAUUAGAGAGAGCAUACUUAAAUUCACACAGGACACUGGAUAAGACAGGAGAAGUACUCCAGGUAUAACCAACUAACCCCAGCCCCCCGACACAUAAACUACUGCAGCAUAAAUACUGGAGGCUGAGACAGGAGCGGUCCGGAGACACUGUGGCCCCAUCCGAAGAAACCCCCGGACAGGGCCAAACAGGAAGGAUAUAACCCCACCCACUCUGCCAAAGCACAGCCCCCGCACCACUAGAGGGAUAUCCUCAACCACCAACUUUUCUUUAUUUGUACUAUUUUCUACAUUGUAGAAUAAUAGUGAAGACAUAAAAACUAUGAAAGAACACAUAUGGAAUCAUGUGGGGGGGGGUAUACAGAAGAUAGCCCUAUUUGGUAAAAGACUAAGUCCAUAUUAUGGCAAUAACAGCUCAAAUAAGCAAAGAGAAACGACAGUCCAUCAUUACUUUAAGACAUGCAGGUCAAUCAAUACGGAACAUUUCAAGAACUUUGAACGUUUCUUCAAGUGCAGUCGCAAAAACCAUCAAGCACUAUGAUGAAACUGGCUCUCAUGAGGACCGCCACAGGAAUGGAAGACCCAGAGUUACCUCUGCUGCAGAGAAUAAGUUAAUUAGAGUACCAGCAUCAGAAAUUGCAGCCAAUUAAAUGCUUCAGAGUUCAAGUAACAGACACAUCUCAACAUCAACUGUUCAGAGGAGACUGUGUGAAUCAGGCCUUCACAGUCGAAUUUCUGCAAAGAAACCACUACUAAAGGACACCAAUAAGAAGAAGAGACUUGCUUGGGCCAAGAAACAUGAGCAAUGGACAUUAGACCGGAGGACAUUUGUCCUUUGGUCUGGAUUUUUGGUUCCAACCGCCGUGUCUUUGUGAGACACGGUGUGGGUGAACGGAUUAUCUCCGCAUGUGUAUUUCCCACCGUAAAGUAUGGAGGAGGAGGUGUGAUGGUGUGGGGGUGCUUUGCUGGUGACACUGUCUGUGAUUUAUUUAGAAUUCAAGGAACACUUAACCAGCAUGGCUACCACAGCAUUCUUCAGUGAUACGCCAUCCCAUCUGGUUUGGGCUUAGUGGGACUAUCAUUUGUUUUUCAACAGGACAAUGACCCAACAUACCUCCAGGCUUUGUAAGGGCUAUUUUACCAAGUAGGAGAGUGAUGGAGUGCUGCAUCAGAUGACCUGGCCUCCACAAUCCCCCGACCUCAACCAAAUUGAGAUGGUUUGGGAUGAGUCGUACCGCAGAGUGAAGGAAAAGCAGCCAACAAGUGCUCAGCAUAUGUGGGAACUCCUUCAAGACUGUUGGAAAAGCAUUCCUGGUGAAGCUGGUUGAGAGAAUGCCAAGAGUGUGCAAAGCUGUCAUCAAGGCAAAGGGUGGCUAUAUGAAGAAUCUCAAAUAUAAAAUAUAAUUUGAUUUGUUUAACACUUUUUUUGGUUACUACACGAUUCCAUAUGUGUUAUUUCAUAGUUUUGAUGUCUUCACUAUUAUUCUACAAUGUAGAAAAUAGUAAAACUAAAGAAAAACCCUUGAAUGAGUAGGUGUUCUAAAACUUUUGACCGGUAGUGUAUGUGAGUGUUUAUAUAUGUCUGUCUGUUUCUGUGGUAUACAUGAGUGUUUGUGUGCCUGUGGUUCUGGUGUGAUCCAGGGGCGUGGGAGUGGGAGCACCUCCAGGAAGCCAUGGGGGAGAAGCUGAACAACUCUCUGGCCGUGGCUCAACUCAUGGACCGCAUCCGCUCCUUCCUGGGCAGAGACAAGGUGACCCAGAGGCUUGAACAGAUACACACACACAAACGCAUGUGCGCGCACACACACACACAUGCACGCACGUGUGCACACACACACCCUAUCCCUGAUAUAGCGCAAUACGUGGCUCUGGUCAAAAGCAGUGCACUAACUGAUUAAUUUGGGAUAGAGUAUACUCUCAGAUUGAGCCAAGGGAAUGGGAUGUGGGACUUAACAUCAGGAGAGACACGUGACAUGCAGGGUCAUAAUUAGAUCUGGUUACGAGGAUUAAGUUAAUUGUUUUUCAAUUCCAUCAAAAGCGAAGUGUCACUUUUGCACUCGUUCUUAUCGAGGAGCAUUUCAUAUGUUUGGUUUCAAUCCAUCACUGGAAUUGACUAAGCAGCUGAAAAUCAAUGAUCCAUGCGAUGUUAUAACAAAAUGCAGCAUAAUGAAGCCAUGACUUUGAUAUGCAGACUGCUCUGGAAACGAGCGGGCCUGCCAGUCUGUUUCAGCAUUAGCCAGCUCCAUUGAGGCGGUCUUGGCAGUGAGGCCAGGGACAGUGAAGUUACCUGCUGCUGAGACAGGCUGUUAGACAGGCUAUGUCGAUGCCACGGGGGAGCUAGGUGUGGAAGCUCAGAAUGAAAUUGCACUAAUGCUAGUAAACAGCAACAGUGGCGGAAUUUUCAGACUUAACCCAUGCUGUGUGUGUGUGUGUUUGUGUUUGUGUGCACACAUGUUCCUGUGUAUGUGUUUGUGUGUGCACACUUGUGCCUGUAUGUAUGCAUGUGCGCAUCUAUGUGUGUGUGUUUGUAGGGCCCCAGGGACACGCCCAACGCCAGGGCCGCCCAGCUUGGUCCUCAGUCUCUGGUCAACCUCUUCAACUCUCCUCUCUACUCUGAUGUCAUUUUUAUGGUGCAAGGCAAGUUCGCACACACAUCACACCGCACAUCACACCGCACAUCACACCACAUCACACCACACAUCACACCACACAUCACACACCACACAUCACAUCACACCACACAUCACAUCACACCACACAUCACAUCACACCACACACAAUGUAGUGCCAGGUCACCUUUUUUUAUUACACAUGAUUAGCUGAUUCCUUCAUUGGGGGCUCUCAGGGAGGCAAUCCAUUUCAUUACUGCACCACAGAGACAAAAUGCCGUCAACAUAAUUCAGGGCGAUUCAUAUGACAUACACUUGCUAUACAAUAACCACAGUGCUAGAAGGUCCUUUAGAAAUGUAUGCACAAUUCAUGUCAUUUUGUACAAUUAUUUUAUAUUUUUGGGGGUAUAAACGCUCAGUAAUGUUAAAGACACCCUGAUAUUAUGUUUACAGAUGUGUGCCUUCAUUUAUUUAACUUCCUUUGCUGCAGUAACGGUACAUUGUUAAUAUGAGAAACUCUUGCAUGGUGACGCCAAGCAUUAGCAAUCAUCUCCAAUAACCCAUGUAAUGAAAUACAUUUUUCUUUAUAUGCUCCUGACACUUCAAAUAUCCACUUUGCUGCACGUUCUUCACCUGCGCUGCAUCCAACUGUAGAGAGCACUUUCAUAAGUGUAACAAUGCCUGUCAUUAGAUGGAAAAUACUUCAGGACAACCAUUAUGUCAUGCUUUAUAGUGGUCAUAAGGUCUGGGUUAAUUCAAAUGACCCAUUCCUGAAAGGCAUCAAUUCAUAACUAUGACAGUUUUAGAUUAAAUUCACCUUGCACCUAGACUGUGUAUGAGAAGAUAAUUCGGUAGAUGUGAUUGGUUGAUGUGAAGCUGUAAUGUGGAGGCUUGUCAGUAAAGUACAAGAAACAGACAAUUGCUGUAGGUAUUAUCCUCAGCUGUAUUGUGAAAACCUUCCCUCUUAUAACCAGGGUAUGUCAGGGAAACGAUUAGCAACGGGUUACCGAAAAAGCGCUCUCUUCACCUGAACCACCAUUCAACCCCUCUCCUCCAGCAACUCUUCCUUGAGGUCUUGCUGUGAAGGAGACUGUAUAAAGGAGAAUGGAUUCUAAUUCUCAGUAACCUGGUCAAAAUAAGGAUUCAAUUAACAAACAGACUGUGUGUUUCAGGGAGUGUGUUACUGGCUCACCGGGCGGUCCUGGUGGCCCGCUGUGAUGUCAUGGCGGCUAUGUUCAGCGGGAAGUACGCGGAGGCACGGAGUCGGGUGGUGCCCAUCCACGGAGUCUCCUCUGACACCUUCCUCUCCUUCCUGGAGUACCUUUACACUGACACCUGCUGUCCCGGUGGGUCCACUGCAGUGCAGUAACAAAAACAGGCACAUUAUAGGCCGGGGCCCACCCAUUUCUGGGUAGAUGUGGGCCUUAGACUUCUGUGUCUGAAAACAUUACUACUGGUAGGUGUCAAAUCCUUGCUUCCUCCGCCCUUGUUUCCUCAAUUCCUCGCCUCACUCUCUAAGUUCAUUGGAAGAGCAGGGCCGAGAGAGGGACUGUGGAUCCUCUCCUCCAAUGAGCUAUGAGGGGAGUGUGAGUAAUGGAGGAAACAUGGACGGAUUAAGCAAGGAUUUGAGGGCUAGAACAUUUUUCGCACACAGCCCAGGGGUGGCUGACCCUCCUCCUGGACAGCUAAGGAGUAUGCAGGCUUUUGCUCCAGCCUUGAUCUCACUCAGUGUUUUCCAACUCCAGUCCUCGAAUACCCCUAACAUUAUAGAUUGUUGUUGUCACCCUGGACAAGCACACCUGAUUCAACUUGUCAACUAAUCAUCGAGCCCUCAAUGAGUUGAAUCAGGUGUUUUGUGUCCGGGGAUACAACAAAAAUGUGUGUUGGGGGUACUCGAGGACUGGAGUUGGGAAUCACUGCUCUAACUCAGGAUUUCAAGCUUGAUGAGUUGGUUGUUUGAAUCAGCUGGGUAGUAAUAGGGCAGAAAAUGUAACGUGCACCAAGGAAGGGGCCCAGGACCAAGUUUGGGAAACCCUGCUCUAACUAACACUUGGAUUCAGCAAAUGAAGGUCCUUAUUAUGAGCAGCUGAUUCCCUAGAAGCAGGUGUGAUUCAGCAGGGCUGGAGCAAAAGCUUGCGCUCCCAGCUGAACAGAUAGAAAUGUAAUAAAUAGAGCACACACAAUCCUCUGUCACGUGGAUAGAAUGAGAACCGCCUGUUCCAUGCGUUGUAUUUCUAUCUGCAACCUAUCAGUGAACAAGCCUCGGGUCCUCAAUGCUGCUCAGUACAGGCUGUGAAAUUAAUGGCGGUGGAUUUACACUCUCAGAUGGGACAAACAGUAUCUCAUAAGGCCCAGAGGGAUAUGACUGACAGUUCCCCCAAAAUGAUUGACAGGCUGGGGGAAGAUCAAGAGCAAUUGGAGUGGACACUGUGAUAUGAUGGAUAGUACCAUAGGCCGAUUUGUUUGAAGGGGGGACUUUGUGUGUUUGUGAUGUUAUCUUGGGGUUGGUAUAUGUUUCCCAGCUGUGUAAUGUGAUAUGAUUGACAGUACAGCAAAUGGAGGCAUUUGACCACGGUGUGCGUGUGUUAUAAAUCACAACAGUGUGCAUUUCAACCACAAUUUACAAUCAAAUAUGUGCAUGAGUAUGAUCAUUUUCUAAACGAAGCUCCAGUAUGUUUGACAGUGUCUCUGUGUGUGUGUCCAGCCAGUGUAUUGCAGGCCAUGGCCGUGAUGGUCUGUGCAGAGAUGUACCAGGUGAAGCGUCUACAGCACCUGUGUGAGGUGUGUGUGUGUGCCUACCUCCAGAGCAUGCCUAGCCGAGAGCUGGCAUCAACCGGCAUCAGUGUGAUCCGCCUUCUCCGCAGGGCUAAGGUGAGUGUGUGUGUGUGAGAGAUAUAUUCUCAAUUCCAAAUCGACCCCGACCCCUUACCCUCUCCACACUCCUAUAGAUCUGAAACAUUGGAUCGGUGUAAGCAAUAUGGUGAAGAUUCUCAUACCCAUAUUCAGAUAUACAGGAGUGCCUAGAGCAGGGCCAAAUCCCUUCUGGUUUAUGUUUUUACCUGGUAGUGAAUUACACUCACAUGGUGUCCCAGGUCUGAAUCAGUCUCUGGUCUGAUGGAGGGAUGAAAACCAGAAGUGUUUUGGCCCCCCAGGACCGGAGUUGAACAGCCCUGGCCUAGGGGAAGGAUUUGGUAUUCAGCAAGAGAGAGUGUGUAUGUGUUCUCUCUUCUGUGUAUGUGGCUAGCUCCCACAAUCCUCAAUGGCCUCCUUUCCUUCACUACCUGACGAAGACCAUGGGUCUCUCCUUAUCUGACGAAGACCAUGGGUCUAUCCUUAGCUGAUGAAGACCAUGCGUCUCUCCUUAUCUGAUGAAGACCAUGGGUCUUUCUUUAGCUGAUGAAGACCAUGGGUCUGUCCUUAGCUGACGAAGACCAUGGGUCUAUCCUUAGCUGACAAAGACCAUGGGUCUAAAUAAUAUUCCUCUGCUUGUAUCCAUUCCUUAUCUGCACUGACACACGAGCUUAACUCCAGCAGCAUCCACCACAUCGCUUUCCAGAGAGAUGAGACAAGGAGAGGAAAACACUUCAGACUAUUGAGAUGCACCCCAAGGUUUCAACAAGGUUUAUAACUAUGCCAAUAAAGAGAGAAAUAAUUAAAUAAUGAUAGUAUCACCUAUACAGCUCUUUCAAACCAUUGGUUAAAAAGCUCUUGAGGCAAGGAGAGCAUAAGCAUGCAUGCACAUUGCACACAGUUGGAAAAUUACACUUUCCAUGUGGAAGUCAUUGUUGGUGUUAGAAUAUAAGGCAGAAUCAAUUUUAAAAGCUGCAAAUAGCUGACUUCCCUUCUCCAUAUCACUCUCUUUUUAGAAUACACAGGGCAGAAUACAUCAUCUUCAAUCGUUACACAGUACAUAUUUUCCCAAAUAGCUGACACUGACACACGUUUACAUGCGCACCAAUAUCCCGUUAUUAUUCGGGAUACUCAAGUAUUCUGUUUUUGAGUUGAUGCAUAUAAACAUCAUAUCCCGUUUACAAUAACCCUGCAUUUUUUUAAUCCCGGUUAUGAAAAACCUGAAUAAGAAGCCUGGGCUAUGCCUAUUUUAGACUUGAUCCUAUGGCAUGUAAACAUGUUAGCCCGUUUCCUGUUGUUUUUCAAGGUCUGCGCAGGUUCAGUUCCGCAUAUCAUGGAUGUUGUGCGGUGACGUUUUCAUCUGAUUGUCAAACAAAUCAUUUCAAAAAGUAGGCUACCUGCGCAGUUCGAUCCACCAUAAUAAUUUAUUUUGCUGAUACUCCGUACUGGACCAUAUAGCCUACUUUCACCCCUAAUUUAGACACGUUUCUGUUUAUAAUUUCCGACAUUUGGUAGGCCAUUUAUUUGUCAACUAUAGUUAGAUACAUGCAGCUUCUCUUCUGUCAUAACUUGUUGCCCUAUGAGACUAAAAUAAAGUAGUGCUCAUUAGAAUAAUGUCUUACGUCGAUAUAGUUAAUUAGUAAUCUAGUUAACACCGGUAAAGUUGUCUUUCGUUUAGGGACCGGGGAGAAAACGCAAUAACUCAAAAACAGUGGAAAGUUUCCUGUGCAAAAUGUCCAAAUGUCAUCAGUUUGACCGGUUUUAAGGGAAUGAAAAGCUGAGAAAACGAUGAAAAACGUUUCUGAUAAGACUUCAGUAGGUCUUGUGUGCAUAUUUUAUGCGGUUGAAAUACUGUCUGCUUGCAUAAGUGUCAAAGAUAACACAUUACAGCACAUUUGCAUUUUCUCAAGAGAUGCUGAAAGAAAGAAAUCAUAUUUCUCCACUCAUGUUCCCGAGACAAAAUUAACAUGUCUAUAAUUUUAAUGCAAGAAAGGCAUAAUUCUGCAGAAGUUUAUAUUAUAUUACGGUACAUGUCAGAGGUUAUAGGCCUACAGUCAGUGUCCAUAUUUCAGUAACUAUGCCAUUUAAAUUACGAAUAUUCUGUUUAUUCAUCGAUACAGGGAUACUCGUGAACGGGAUAUCAAAAGGUGUAUGUAAACAGCUUAUCCCGAAUAAGACCUUAAGCUGGAUGAGCUACUUACUAUCAAGAACACUGUGCGCAUGUAAACGUGGUCACUGUUCCCCUCCCCGUAUUUCUCUCUCACAGUGCCACAAUGCAGAGCAGCUGUAUGUAUGGCUACUCCACUUCAUAGCCAAUAACUACCUAAUCUUCAGCCACAAGCCCGACUUCCUGGAGCUCUCAGGUGAGAAACCAUCUGGCAGAUUACAGGACAUAUUGAUAACUCAAAGCUACUGACUAAGUAAGAUUGAUGUUGCAAGCCCCAUGCUUCCACCAACUGAGCAAUUGGACCCGCAUGAGUGUCACCAUACGCUAAGGCUAAUGCCAGCUGUGAAAGCUAAUGGCUUUUUAAUAACAGCUUUUUGUAUAUCAUAUGAUGAAGGGUUCAGGUGAAGUGCAAACACAUUCAGUAGGCAUACUGUCUGUUAUAAUAGCGCAGAUUAUUAAGUAGAAGACAUAUACAUUCUGAAAGGGGGCAGAUGUGGUGCAAUAGUGGAUUUCUAAAGCAUGAAAAAAAAAAAAAAAAAAAUUCAAGGUCCUUCCCAUUUUGUAAAUAGGGCUUGCAAACCUACCACGCUAAAUUGGCGUUUACCUUUCCUAAAGCCUGUCAAGCCACUAGAUCCCUGGUUAUGACAGAUUUAGAAGACACACACUGGUUAAAUAAGCACACAUGGCACUUUUAGUAUCAUCUAUAACAGGUUUAUUUCCAUUAACAAUGUUGUCAUCGUACACAAGUGCAUAUAUAAGGUCAAAUGGACGGGUCUGGAAGGGCAUAAGUGAAGAGAUACACCAUACAAAGACUAGACAGUAGGCCUACUACACAUGAUUAUUCACACUGAUGCAGUUCUCAGGUGGAAGCACAGGGGUAUCAGGCAGAACAUGCAGGGGGCUCGAUGGCUAUAUUAAAAUGUUUGUUUAGGCAAUGACAGAAAAAUAAAUACUGGCACUGUGUGUGUGUGUGCGGUUGACAUGAUGUCGCCAUGGUGAUAUCGUCCCGGCAACCUUGUGUUUUUGUUGUCUCGGUCGACAGAUGAGGAGCGGGAACAGGUGGAGAGACUGCGCUGGCCAUCCCGAGGCUACCUGCAGGAGCUGAGCGAGUAUCAGCAGCGCCGACGCAAACUCAAGAAGUCCCGCUGCCUCGUCAUGUGA
This is a messenger RNA of Coregonus sp. 'balchen', 24623 nucleotides long. The record is from the annotation of a GenBank genome assembly. Lineage: Eukaryota; Metazoa; Chordata; Actinopteri; Salmoniformes; Salmonidae.